This is a messenger RNA of Nomia melanderi (Alkali bee), 4552 nucleotides long. RefSeq names its product syntaxin-binding protein tomosyn (gene Tomosyn). Gene Ontology annotation, biological process: exocytosis; Golgi to plasma membrane transport. Gene Ontology annotation, molecular function: myosin II binding; GTPase activator activity; syntaxin binding. Gene Ontology annotation, cellular component: plasma membrane; cytoplasm; SNARE complex. Lineage: Eukaryota; Metazoa; Arthropoda; Insecta; Hymenoptera; Halictidae. The record is from RefSeq and is a predicted model, not a curated record.
AGUUUUGUUCACGAUUGCGCACAGAGUACGUUCGCGGUCGUGCGAGAGUCCACAUGAGCCUGUUGCCAGUUAUUGAUCCUGACACGGUUAAACAACACUGCAUUGCUGUCAAGUACGAAAACAAUUCUAGUCACGAAGCGUUUGCAAAAACGCGUCGUCAAUCGGUUACGGUAACGUGUGCGUCUUUAUUUCUACGAGGACACCGCGUUAUCGAGAUGUGCCGUGUCUCAUCGACGUCAUCGUUCUUCUGUCAAAAUGUAGAGGAGGUCCCUCAAGACUGAAAUAUCGAUGAGUGACAUUUGCCAUUGAUACGGGAAGAUGUCAUCGGUAGUUUUCCGCGAAAGAAGUAACACGUAGAUAGAACGUGACAGAAACUCCUUGUCAUUGCCGAAUUUCUAUUCAUCUUUGUUAAUUGAGCAACGUCGAGAAGGGAAUCACUUGAUAUUUUGACUCUGAAACUUUAGGGGGAGUUGAAUUUGUGUCGCUGCUGCACAUGUGAUCCUCUAGGUGUUAUCUUCGGUCCGUAAUGAAGAAGUUUACAAUUAAAGGUGUGUUCGACGGGUUCCGAUCGUCGGUACCUCAACCCGUCAAACCUGAUCAGGAAAUCGUCGAAAACUUACGGCCGGAACACUUUCAAGUAAAGAAGACAUUCAGACAUGGCUUCCCGCAUCAGCCGACGGCAGUGGCAUUCGAUCCAGUUCAAAGGCUCCUUGCUAUUGGUACCAAAUCAGGCUCCCUUAGGAUUUUAGGUCGGCCGGGUGUAGAUGCGCAUGUAAAACACGAGGGAUGUUCAGCUGUGAUACAAUUACAGUUUUUAGUGAACGAGGGAGCUUUGGUGUCCGCUACAGCAGAUGACACCUUGCAUCUAUGGAAUUUCCGGCAGAAGAUCCCACAGGUCGUACAGAGUCUCAAAUUUCAGAGAGAGAGAAUAACCUGUAUCCAUCUGCCAUUGCAAAGUAAAUGGCUGUACGUUGGAACGGAACGAGGAAACAUCCAUGUGCUUCAUAUUGAGACGUUCGUUCUUUCCGGAUACGUAAUUAAUUGGAACAAAGCUAUCGAAGUAUUUAGAAAGACCCAUCCUGGUGCUGUAGUACACUUGAGUGAUAAUCCUUUAGAUUUGAGCAAGAUGCUGAUAGGAUAUGAUUCGGGACAGAUCGUUUUUUGGGAUUUGAAAACGAAGAACGCAGAUUACAGAUGCCAAAGCGAUGUACCGUUGAGAUCGAUAACGUGGCAUCACGAGGGUAAACAGUUUAUGUGUAGUCACACCGACGGUUCUCUGUCAACAUGGACGGUGCGCCAAGUGAAACCAACAAAUGUCACGCACCCCCACGCAAAAACUACGAAGGAUGGUGAACCAGAACCAUGCAAAGCAAUUCAGAAAGUCGAAUGGAAGCUUUCCAGAUCAGGGGAGGCAUACGUUAUAUUUUCCGGUGGUUUGGCGUACGAUACGACUGGGCGAACUCCAAGCAUAACUGUUAUACACGGGAAAACUACUACUGUAUUAGAAAUGGAACACAAUGUGAUAGACUUCAUAACGCUGUGUGAAAAUCCAUGGACCAGUGAUUAUCAGGAUCCAUAUGCUGUUGUGGUUCUGCUGCAAAACGAUUUGGUUGUGAUAGAUUUAUUAACUCCCGGAUUUCCGUGUUUCGAAAAUCCGUACCCGAUGGACAUACAUGAGUCACCGGUGACAUGCUGUGCAUACUUCGCCGACUGUCUAUCGGAUUUAGUACCUGCCUUUUAUUCAGUCGGAUCCAAGUCACAGAAAAAGACAGGGUUCAGUGAAAAGGAUUGGCCGAUAUCCGGCGGAGAAUGGAGUUCGAGCUCAAGUAGUUAUAAUGAAAUUAUUGUCACGGGGCACGCUGAUGGCAGUAUAAAAUUUUGGGACGCGUCUGCGGGUAGUUUACAAGUUCUUUACAAACUGAAGACGGCGAAACUUUUUGAAAAAGGUAGAACGCGUAGUAUAGACUCAGAAGAAGAUCCAUUGGCGAUACAACUGAUCUUCCUAUGUCCCGAAAGUCGGAAGUUAGCGAUCGCAGGGAGCGGAAAACACGUUGUUUUGUUUAAAUUCAAAAAAGUAGAGAGUAUGUCUGAGGUAGUGACAUUGGACAUCUCAUUGACGCCGGAUCAAGCGAAAGAGGUGGAAAGCUCGUCGGAUCACGACUCUCCGGCUGGUAAUACUUCAGGAAGUAGCGAAACUAAAAACUCUGAAACGAAUCAACCACUAAAAGUUAAGAGUGGUUUACAGAAGCGAGCUGCAGGCUUUCAAGCGACACUGAUCUGCUUAACGGUUGCUCCCAGUGGAGAACAGCCUGAAAAUAUAACAUCCCUUAGUUUGAACACUUCCUAUGGACUAAUGGCUUACGGAAAUGAGACUGGUUUGGUAGUAGUAGACAUCGUGCAGAAAAUUUCUUUGGUUGUAUUGAGCACAGCGGACAUCGGUGGUAACUCAGAUCCGUGUCAACGCGUGCUUCGCAGUCCUAAGCGACAAGACGAUUUGAAACGAGAGAACGAUGACAAAGCGAGGAGUCCUAGCACAGAUCAGACUCACCGAGACUCUACUGAGCCGUCUGAAGCCUUAUUAGCAAUGGUAGCUGACAAUGCUCAACAAUCGCAACAGUAUCCACCCCGUGGCGAAAACCAAACCGGGUGCAAUAACGAGAAACGAACCACAGAGGAAUCCGUAAACGAAAUCUGUAAGCCCAGCCAUACCGUGAACGAAGAGGAUUGCGCGAAAAAUCAUGGUUGGAAAGGAUUCAGCCUGAAGAGACAGCUUAGCAAGGUUGAUCUGAAAAUAAAAAGUACUUUCACGCCGACAUUGGUGACGUCUCAAAAUGGGGUAGGCACUGAUAGUAGCAGUCAGAAAUCUUCCGUUUUUUACUGUAACGUCAACGAAUCCGCGAGUUCGUUGUCCCCGGUCGAAAGUAUCGAGUCUGAAUCCCCGGUGUCGUCGGAAGGUUCGAUACCAGGCCGCGACAGUCCAUUGAAUGACGAUAAGAAACGCACAGUCCAGGACGCGAAGAGCCCGGUGGUCGUCGAAGGAGAGAACAAUAGUAAAUCGUCGCGAGCCCAUAACGAGGCCGCGCCGUCGACGGUACCGUCGGCGGUCAGGCCGGUGAACUUAACGUUGCCGGAGCCACCCAGGCUGAAGAAAAUUGUGAAGAUGAAACAGGCGAAACGAGAAGGUCGCUUAUUGUCUGUACCGAAUUUAAAGCUACCGAAAAACGAUCCGACGAUAUGCGACCUGCGGUGCGAGGAUAACACCGCCACAGAAUCCUUCACCUGCAAUCUAAUAAGAAGAUUCAACAAAUAUGACAGUUCGUUUCAACGAUCAAGGAGCUCGAGCAUGUCGUCGCUCGAGAACAUCACCACGGAGACCAUCAGCUGCCUUACAUUCGCAGAUUCCUACACGAAGAAAACCGAUACCUGCCCGGUACCAACACUCUGGAUUGGUACAUCGUUAGGAUCCAUACAAACGGUGAUAUUUAACACGCCUGUUCGUGGAGAACGACAUGCUCACCCAGUCGUUGUUUCUACGUGCAAUGGAUCUACUUUUAAGUUAAAGGGUUGUAUUCUAUCGAUAGCCUUCCUAGACUGUAAUGGCGCUUUGAUUCCAUACUCGUUUGAGUCCUGGAAAGAUGAUAGCGCGGAGGGCAAAGAGCGUAACAAGAGCCAAGGUAAAUGUACAAAUACUCGGAUGUCACCGUCGAUGACUACACAGGCAGCUGCAGGAGACGGUUUCGAAGAUCGUCAGUUUGUCGUGUUGGUGUCUGAGAAGCAAGCGAGGGUUUUGGCGUUACCAUCACAAAAUUGUCUGUAUAGACAACAACUGGCUGAAACUCAUAUUGUGAUUAAAGCAGAGAUUACCACUAUAAAAGACAAUGUUUGUCUCGUGUGUUACGUUUCAAAUGGACACAUAGCUACAUAUAGUCUACCAAGUCUGAGGCCACUGAUAGACGUCGAUUUCCUGCCUCUAAUAGAUUUAAGUUUUCAGACCACAAAACAUGGCAUUGUAGACCCCAUGUUGUCCAUAUGGGGUCACCAACUCUUUGUUAAUGGCGAUACCGAUCAAAUUGCAAAAACACUUUGCUUCAGCAAUAAAGGGCAUGGACUAUACCUGUCGUCGCCCACGGAAAUUCAGAAGUUCUCGGUAUCCAGUCAGUUUUGUGGCGAGUUAACUGAAAUGAUGGGUGAUCUAUUCAUUGGUCACGAUAUGCCUGAACCACCUAAAGAAAGUUUCUUCAAAGGCCUUUUCGGUGGAGGAUCACGAAGUCUCGACAGAGAAGAAUUAUUUGGAGAGUCAAGCGGACGAGCAUCACGCACCGUGGCGAAACACAUACCUGGACCGAACGCAGGCGCGGAGGCCCUUCGCGAGCGCGUGACAACCGCCACCGGCGAGGUGAACAUGGCCCAUCAAAUGGUCCUGGAGCGCGGCGAGAAGCUCUCGCAAUUAGAAGAGCGAACGGCUCGCAUGAUGAACGAGGCGGAAAGCUUCUCCCACUCCGCACACGGAUUGAUGCUCAAAUACAAAGACAAAAAAUGGUACCAACUAUGA